UAUAAUACAUACACAACCUCUCAUGUACAACACUUAUCAUGCCGUCCCUAUUUGAUCUCAUGCAACCCCUGCAGAGCGCAGGGUACGAAGUGUCUACUUGCCAGGCUGCAGGUCCUGUCCCCGGCCCGGCCAGGAGUACCGCCACUGGUCUUGGAAGAUUGUAAAUAGCCCUGGAGAUGAUGAUACUAGCCAAUGCAUGUCUCACCUUGAGCAACAAGUAUCCAAGCUGCACUCUGUCCUAUUCUUCUAUUGGGGAUCUGUUUACCCCGAGUUUCUAUUCCUUCCUUACCUUUAGUAUAGUUGCAAUGGGUUUCGUGGUUCACUGUGCGCUCUUCACAUUCAUUUGCCUGCGCGUUGUUCUAGGCUUGACGCCUCCUGCACCAUACCCUAUACCUGACGAAGUCAACGACGAGGCGCUUGCCGCGCUCACUGAUCCCGCGCAACCCGCCACGGGUGUUGCAUACUUUGAGCAGUAUAUUGACCAUGAUAAUCCGGACUUCGGUACUUUCAACCAGACUUACUGGUACAAUGCGACAUUCUGGAAAGGCCCGGGAUCUCCCAUCAUCAUCUUCACGCCUGGGGAAGUUUCUGGUACGGGCUACCUGUCCUAUCUCACAGAUGAUGCUCUCACCGGUUUGAUCGCUAAAGAAGUUGGCGGCGCUGUUGUCAUGGUUGAGCAUCGGUAUUGGGGCAACAGCACUCCAUACGAGAUCCAGUCGACAAAGAACCUUCGGUUCUUGAACCUAGACCAAGCCGUUGCUGACUUUGUCAACUUUGCUCGAACUUCUGAGCUUCCGUUCGACGCGAACAGUGCAUCAAACGCUCCAGGAGCGCCGUGGAUAUGGGUUGGCGGUUCUUAUUCCGGCGCCUUGGGUGCCUGGAUUCAAAGUCUUGCGCCUGGGACAUUCUGGGCAACGCAUUCUAGCAGUGGUCCUGUUGAGGCCAUUUUCGACUAUUGGCAAUACUUCUACGAAAUUCAGCAGGGGAUGCCCAGAAACUGUUCCAUAGAUUACUCGGCCAUUGUCGACCACGUCGAUAAUAUAUUCACGAACGGAUCGUCUGAAGAGCAAGCGGAUCUGAAAGACUUAUUUGGUCUCCAAUAUCUCGCAUAUCCAAGCGACGUAGCUGCGUGCGUGCCUCAUCAUUGUCUCUGUUCCAAUCUACUAAUGAAAGAUGUCAGUGCUAUAUCCUCGCCUAUAUGGGCAUGGCAAAGUAUUCAGCUAUAUUCUGGCUAUUCUGCAUUCUACCAGAUGUGUGACGCUAUUGAAGGUGCCUCCUCCAACACGUCCAUCUCGAUCAACUCCACUGGAGUGGGCCUCGAAAAAGCACUCCCCAACUUUGCCAAUUGUGCCGGAUAUGGCUAUCAUGAGUGGGAAAGCAACGACAGUGUGGCAUGCUUCGACACCUAUAAUGCCUCCAGUCCCAUGUUCACAGACCAAACUGGAGCAAACCCGUUUGACCGCACAUGGGUUUGGAUGACGUGCAACGAUCCUUUUUUUUACUAUCAAACCGGCGCCCCUGUGGAUCAGUCAACUGUCUUCUCCCGUUUAGCCAAUGCCGAAUACUGGCAACGUCAGUGCGAGCUGUUCUUCCCCCAUGAAGGCAAAUACACCUAUGGGAGUGCCUUGGGCAAGACUGCUGCUGACAUCAAUACUCAUACGAGGGGCUGGCAACUACCGGAUUACUUGAACUCCAUCUCCCGGCUUCUCUGGGUAAAUGGCGAGUACGACCCGUGGCGGUCGGCUUCCGUGGCCAGUGAAUUCCGGCCCGGCGGUCCCUUAGCUUCUACGAUAGACGUACCCAGCAUUCUCAUCCCCGGCUCACGUCAUUGUAACGACCUUCGAGUGAGAAAUGCUGUAAACCAGGAUAUUAAGAAGGCUCAGGCAGAUAUUGUAGCCCAAAUGACGAAUUGGACGAAUGAAUUCUACCAAACUACCAACACUGGACGGGGUACGAAGAUUAGUGAGGCUUCAGAAGGUCAUUAUAAUUGAAACAUAUGUAGUAUUUAUAUUCUACGGCCUAUCUAAAGAAAGUAGCCACCAUUUCCGAGCAAGUCAUUAUCUUUUCUGCGGUGUAGACUUCGCUCGCUACCUACCUAACCUAUAAUAUUAGCAAAAGUCGUCUCAGGCGCGCUCUAGUCAUCCCAAGUAGCCUACCUCGACGAUUGACAAGUACCCCGUCGAACACUAGCUCAUCGCGUCGUCUCUCUCUCGGAUGAUGGUGUAAAUCACACAAUGCCAAGUCAGCAGCGCUGAAAAUUACCUAUUUCAGCGAGGUAUAAUGACAGAUUAAGUUCAUCUACAUGGGUAUAA
Messenger RNA from Hypoxylon fragiforme, 2312 nucleotides. Its product is annotated as peptidase S28. The transcript has 4 exons. The record is from RefSeq and is a predicted model, not a curated record. The coding region runs from base 177 to 1991 and encodes 604 amino acids. Gene Ontology annotation, biological process: proteolysis. Gene Ontology annotation, molecular function: dipeptidyl-peptidase activity; serine-type exopeptidase activity. NCBI's taxonomy places the organism in Eukaryota, Fungi, Ascomycota, Sordariomycetes, Xylariales, Hypoxylaceae.